AUUAUUUCUUGUUUCCAUAUUUCAGCCAACCAAAUGCAAGCACAACGAGAAGCUCAAAAUUUUUUGUUUAUAUUAAAAAAGUUUGUUUUUUGUUUUUGUCGCAAUCAAUCGCAACAAAUUUUCAUCUUUGCAACUUUCCACCUUUGCUUCUACUUUUAACCUUUGCUUUUUCUUUCUCAAUUCGCACUAUUUCGUUCGAUUUGCUCUUUUCCUCAAUUUUCCAUUACUUUUAGCAUACCUCAGUGCUUAUCACACACACACACACACUCUCUCUCUCUCUCCCCCUCUCCCCUCUCUUUCUAUUUCCCUUUCCUUUUCUCUCAAUGAUGUCUGAGCUAGCUCCUCCGAAUAAGACCCCGCCGAAUCAAAUAGGCAACAGCAAGACAGGCGGCACUAUCCAAACGCCCUCGAAAAAUCAAAAAAAGGAGGAACUGCCACCUGGGGAAUCGGAGCCCCCCGAAGUACGCGAUAGGCGCCGUCAGCGGCUGCUGAAAUGUCUCGGCGAUAACAUAAAACACAACUAUCUGUUCAAUGCCUUUGUUGAAUCGCUGGGUGUGAAGGAGCGGUAUGAACGCUUCAUCAAGGAUUGGCCUGAUCUCUUCCUCAGCAUAGCCAGGGGGUCGCCAGUGGCUGAUAGCAAAGGCAUCGUAGCCAAUACAGAUCGCCCUGUUGAAGAGUUCGGCGAUUUCCCCAUUGCUGAUGUGUUCAAAAGCAACUCGGGGAAAUUGAUCGGGUUGGCUAAGGAAGCUCGCUUGGUCAAAUAUUUUAUCCUCCUCUUCAACGCGAUGGGCAAUGCAGUUCGUGUCGCAAAUAAAGAUAUUCCAGCAGGCGGAACUCCAAUCCCAGACUGCAGGGUUAGUCUGAAGGACCAUCAGAGUGAUGCUAUACUAGGCACUCCGCACAAGCCAGAUAUCGCGUUUUAUCACAACUACAAGAGACGUGACAUUCAUUCCGUCCAUGCUAUACUCGAGGCCAAGAUGGAUCCAAACCCCAUUAGAACCCCAGAGGAUACUCGUGGCCAGCUCGCAGAUUAUGGACAUUUACUUAAUGAUCAGCAGGCAACCCGCACGUUUGCGCCUGUCUUCUACCUCCAUGGGCACAUCCUGACGCUUCACGCAUAUUAUCGUGACAAACUGUACAUCGUCGAGCUCGGCGAGCUAUGCUUUGAUACGAAUUAUUGGACGUCUGAUGGAGCUAAAAGAAUUCAGUCAUGCCUCAUGCAGUUCUGGUUCCUGCUGACUCUUGAGUCGGACAUUUUCGGGCAUUUCUGCGAUGUCUCAGAGGAAUCUGACUCUUUCUUUUUUUCGCAGGAAGUCGAUGUGGAGAGCAAGGGCGAUUCGAAGAUCGAAGUCUUAUACUCGGUUUCCCAAGAUGUCAAGAAUGUCAAGGAUGUCAAGGAUGGCGCUGCUCUAUUUUGUAUCAAGGAGACAAUAGCGCGUUAUUCAUACAUGGUUGGGCGCCAUGUCCAUUUAUUCAGGGGGAAAUUCAAUGGGAAGCAUGAUGCUGUGCUGAAGCUUUCCUGGACCCCAGUCAAUCGUUUGCCCGAGGGUGCCGCAUACGCCAUCCUCAACAAGAGACCAGUCGAAUGUAUCCCCAAGAUCUUUUCGAAGGGCCUGCUCAUCAGCAACCUCAAUGGAUACCGGCUGGAGUUUGUGCUCAUGGAGUACUGCGGCCAGUCAAUGGCCGAGUACCUGAAAGUCAAGACCAAAAAGGAGAUACGCAAGCUAGUUCCUAGCUUUGUCAAGCAGCUGACCCUGUGCCUUGCCCAGGCAAAUGACACUGGUGUCCUGCACAGGGAUAUCUCAGCAGGGAAUGUGUGCAUCAAAAACGACAAGGUGUAUGUCAUUGACUGGGGCUGUGCCAAGGUCAUUGGCUGGGGGACUACUAAGGAUGCUGCCAGGGAUGCUCCUAGGGAUGCUGCUGAGGACACUGAUGAGGACACUGAUGAGGACACUGAUGCGGAGACUGAUGAGGAUGCCGCUGAGGAUGCUGUUGAGGAUCCCACUGAGGACACUGGCCCAACCCAACUUAAACAUAUUGAGGUUGCCGAGCAGUGGGGGUUCAAUGCGACAACAGUGGGACAGGUGGAGGUGGCCAAAGACCCAUUUACAGGGACGCCGCUUUUCAUGGGAAUUCCCAUGCUCAGCAGCAGCCCCAUCCGGGGAAUCCUUGACGACAUGGAGAGUGUUUUCUAUGUCGUUAUGGACGCAGUGCGCCCAGCUGACACUAAGAGGGAUGAUGUUCAGGGGUUCAAGUUCCUGGACAGCCAAAGCCUGGCUUUGAGUCGGUACAGCAUCAUGAUGGUUGAGGAAAAGUAUCUGGAAUUGUUUGGGAUAGGAAAUCCAGGGAAGAUAUUCAGGAACCUAUUCCACUCAAUGCGCCGGUUCUUAUUUGAACCGGGAAACCAGUACAUUAGCCACCAGCUCUGGUGGGACAGUACAUUUAAACGACAGGCUAACUGGGAUGCUGCUCCCAGGUUUAUGCAUCCCAAGGCGGUUGAGCUCCUCAAAGAGGAUAGUGGCCAGUUUAAGCGACCAGCUGAGGACGAGAUCAACGCUGGGUCAUUCAAGAAGCUAGCACUUUAGGUUUUUUUGUUUUUAAUAAAUCUUUUUACGACCCCAAAAA
Molecule: messenger RNA, 2625 nt
Organism: Kickxella alabastrina
Lineage: Eukaryota; Fungi; Kickxellomycota; Kickxellomycetes; Kickxellales; Kickxellaceae
Exons: 2
Coding region: 324-2585 (753 amino acids)
Biological process (GO): protein phosphorylation
Molecular function (GO): ATP binding; protein kinase activity
Source: RefSeq, a predicted model, not a curated record